Molecule: messenger RNA, 1254 nt
Organism: Saprolegnia diclina VS20
Lineage: Eukaryota; Oomycota; Saprolegniomycetes; Saprolegniales; Saprolegniaceae
Exons: 1
Coding region: 71-1138 (355 amino acids)
Source: RefSeq, a predicted model, not a curated record
UGGCGCCACGACGUUGGAAGACUCCACGACACCCAUUUGUCCGAGUACUGGGUCUCGGGCUCGACCAGUAAUGGACAUGGACCUCUUUGACACGGUCGAUUACGUCGCGUCCGGAAGCCUCCUCGGGCUCGCGGCCCUCGUGCUGCUCGCGCUCUACGUCAAGCACCGCCGCGGCGUGCUCUCGGCGCCGCCGCUCUACGUGACCUUCUCCAUGUUUCUCUCGCUCAUGCUCUGGAGCUUCUUCAGCAUCGUCUUCAUGUACUUUGAAGAAAGGUCGUUCGACAACGACAACGACGCUGCUUCCAGUGAUCCCAACAGCACUCUGCGACGCUACCGCCGGAGCUGCCAGCACACCAAGAACAUUCCGCUCCAAGUACUCGCUGACGCGUUCCUCCUCUCGCUCGAGCUGUGGGUGCUCGUCGCGUCCUUUGAGCUCUACACGAGCAUUGCGUACCACCACCUCUUGGCACGCCAAUCGCGCACCCACAUGCGCAGGAUCGUCGUCGGCUACUCCAAGCUCGUGUAUGGCCUCACGGCCGUGUACGUCGUCGUAGUCUUCUUUACGAGCCUCUCGCCCACGGCAACCCACAGCGUCUUUUGCUGGAUCGUGAGCACCACGGUUGUCUUUGAUGCGCUCGCCGCGAUCCUCGCCGGCGGCUCGCUCAUCUGCGUCUACAUCUUCCUCCGUCGCUCCAUCAACCGGUGGCCGCUUGCUCGGCAGCGGGCCAUGCGCCGCGUCCAGUGGUUCAUUCUGCUCUUGAUUGCGCUCUUUGUCUUCUUCUGCGUCCCGUUCCUUGUCAAGCGCCUCGACUGGACGUUCCGACAAGCGACCAACAACUUGAAGCGCAAUCGCACGCGGUCGUCGGGCGGGUCCAGGGCCAAGUCGGGGCAUUGGCGGUACAUUUUUCACAUCAUCAACUUUCUCCUUCCGUGCGGUCUCGGUGCGCUCCUCGCGCUCGAUUGGUUCAAAGCCGCGUACCCAAAGCCCGACGAAGCCGCCGGUGUCGACGAGAUGCAACCCCCAACGCCCGUUCAUUUGCUCUCGCCAGGCCCGUUGGACGACUAUGAAGUCGAAACAACGAGGAGCGACGACGGCCGCCGACUGUCGCGCGACGGGCGAGUGCUCUACGUGUCAUAGAAUAGGAAUAAGGUCAGGAUUUGAUUAUAACGACGAGUGCUUUUACUACGAGUACUACCCAAGGACUACGAUCUCCUGGGUGUGCGGCUCGCUGUUGGUGCCCUGAGAAGACUACA